UUUACUCAAAUGUAUGUAUACAAAACUUAUCUAAAUUCUAAAUAUAUUUCAGUUAUUUAAAAUUCUUUUUCGAACCAAAUUUUAAGCAAAUUCAGUUAAAAACUUAAAAGAAUGACGGCCAAAUGUAGUAAAGAUAUCGAGAAAGAUGUCUGCGAACUGAAAGCCAUGGUUAAAUCACAAAAUAAACGCAUUGAUGAACUCAUAAAGCACAUCAAGGAUGGUUGCAACCCCGAAGAUCCGCAAGAGUUGGAGUCCACUUUAAGCAACAUAAACCCCUACAUCGAAUGCCUUAAUCCGGAUAUCUUAUACCAUCUUAACUUGGACACAGUAACAACUGAUUUUCCGAAGGUUUUCGGUGAUGUGCGCUUCGUAUGCUUGGGCGGCACGGAAUCGCGCAUGGAGAAAUUCGCCAAUUUCAUCAUGAAAGAGAUUGGACUUAAGAUGAGCCAAAGCGUUACGCUAAAAAACAUAUCCGCGGAAGGCCAUCGAUACGCCCUGUACAAAGUUGGGCCAGUGCUGUGCGCCAGCCAUGGCAUUGGCGGCCCCUCAAUCAGCAUAGUGUUGCACGAGCUCAUCAAGCUCGUGUACCAUGCCAAGUGUCAGGAUCCUGUCUUCUUUCGCAUGGGCACCAGUGGCGGCAUUGGCGUUGAGCCUGGCACUGUGGUGAUUACAUCAGAAGCUCUGGAUGGCCAAUUGCGACCCGUGCAUGAGGUGGUCGUUCAAGCUCAGCCCCAGCUACGGCCCACCACACUGGACCAGGACUUGGCCAAGACGCUUAAGUCCCUAUCUAAUCCCUGUGGAGAUGGCUAUGAUACUAUCACGGGCAAAACGCUCUGUACAAAUGACUUCUAUGAGGGGCAGUCACGUCUGGACGGUGCCUUUUGCGAUUACACACCAGAGAAAAAGAUGGCAUUUCUGGAGAAAUUGUCUCAAAAUGGAAUUGUCAAUAUAGAAAUGGAAAGUACCACACUCGCAAGCCUCACAAAUCAGGCCAAUAUUCGUGCCGCUGUCGUCUGCGUGACCCUACUCAAUCGCAUGGAGGGUGACCAGAUAGACGCACCACCAGAGAGACUCAAAGGUUACGAUACAAGACCUCAAAUCCUAAUCGCUCGCUACAUACGAAAGGUCAUCUACGGAGAUGCCCCGGGUGAAGAUAGUUCUUACUCAUGCGACUGCAGCGGCGAUCAGAACUAAUCGUCAACACCAACUGUGCAAUAUAGGAAGAAUGUACUCCUUUAUUUAUUUAUUUUUUAGUUUAAUAAUGUUUUUUUUU
Messenger RNA from Drosophila montana, 1273 nucleotides. Its product is annotated as uridine phosphorylase 1-like. Gene Ontology annotation, molecular function: uridine phosphorylase activity. Gene Ontology annotation, biological process: uridine catabolic process; nucleotide catabolic process. Lineage: Eukaryota; Metazoa; Arthropoda; Insecta; Diptera; Drosophilidae. The record is from RefSeq and is a predicted model, not a curated record. The transcript is spliced from 4 exons. Gene Ontology annotation, cellular component: cytoplasm; cytosol. The coding region runs from base 112 to 1194 and encodes 360 amino acids.